This is a messenger RNA of Xiphias gladius (swordfish), 1966 nucleotides long. RefSeq names its product 5'-3' exonuclease PLD4. The transcript has 11 exons. Lineage: Eukaryota; Metazoa; Chordata; Actinopteri; Istiophoriformes; Xiphiidae. Bases 115 to 1566 code for a protein of 483 amino acids. The record is from RefSeq and is a predicted model, not a curated record. Gene Ontology annotation, molecular function: catalytic activity.
CUUCAGCUCAGUUGCAUGUGAAAGCUGGAGGGGGAAUAAGCAGUUUGUAUUGAGCUCUUUUUUUGUUGAAAAGAAUCUGCAUCUGCUUUGUGCGAGCAGUGCUUGAAGGAAAACAUGGCUUCUAUGUAUAGAAGCCUUGAUGACAGUUAUGUUUCAAACAAAGGGAGGUCGACCAGCUGUGUGACAUUAGUCGUGGUUCUGGGCUGUCUGACUGUCCUGGGGAUUGUGCUCGCCAUCGCUGUUCUGGAGAGACCCCCACCGCCGAAAGAUCACAAGACGCUACCUACGGACACCGGUGUGGGCAGUUUCUCUACGGACCAGUGCAGCAUGGUCCUCGUGGAGAGCAUUCCCCAACAUGUGAAAUAUAAAGCCAAUGCAACGUUCGGGAUCCCUCUGGGACAAGUCUGGAAGGAUCUCAUCUCCAUGGCGACUGACCAAGUGGACGUGGCCUCUUUUUACUGGACUUUGACUGGGGAAGACAUCAGCGUUAACUCUUCCUCUGACAUACCUGGAAAGGACAUCCUGAGAGAACUUGAGGAGUUGCCCUCCAGGAACGUGUCUGUCCGAGUGGUGACCAGUGUUCCCACAGUUAGAACAAACUCCACAGAUUUAAAGAUCUUAAAACAGAAAGGAGUUCAGGUGAGGAAGGUGAACUUUGGCCGCCUGACAAAAGGCGUCCUCCACAGCAAGUUCUGGAUCGUUGACAGAAAACAUGUGUUUAUUGGAAGUGCCAACAUGGAUUGGAGAGCUCUGACACAGGUGAAGGAACUAGGAGUGGUCAUCUACAACUGCUCCAGUCUAGCAAAGGACCUCUAUAAGAUCUUCCAGUCUUACUGGGUGAUGGGACAAUCCAACAGCUCCCUGCCGCAGCCCUGGCCUUCAAAGUACGACACUGACAUCAACAAAUAUCAGCCCCUGCUGGUGGAAGCUGAUAAUGUCUCCAGCAGGAUCUACCUCUCCGGUUCUCCACCAUCAUUCUGUCCUCUAUCGAGGACUCAGGACCUGGAGGCUAUUCUCUCCAUCAUCUCAGAGGCCGAACACUAUGUCGAUGUAGCUGUCAUGGAGUACUUCCCCACAACACGCUUUGAAAAGCCUCUGAGAUACUGGCCGUUCAUUGAUGAUGCCAUCAGGAUGGCCGCAUUCGAGAGGAGGGUUAAGAUCCGCAUGCUGAUCAGCUGCGGGCGGGACUCUGAUCCAGCAAUGCUGCCCUUCCUUCAGUCUCUAGCCUCACUGGACAGACCUCACCAGGAUAUCAACAUUCAAGUAAAAUUGUACAUUGUGCCUGUAGGAAACCAGUCUCAUAUUCCAUACUCCAGAGUCAACCACAAUAAAUACAUGGUGACAGAUAAAGUGGCCUACAUUGGUACCUCCAAUUGGUCAGGGGACUACUUUCUGACCACAGCUGGAGUGGGCCUGGUGAUUUCCCAGCAUGCUCCUCACCCUGUAUGGAAGAACAAGACCCUGCAUAGCCAGCUCAGGGCGGUUUUUGGCAGAGACUGGCACUCCGAGUUUGCUGUGCACCUCGCUGACCUGGGGCGGAACCCAGACUGUGCACUAUCAACAUGACAGAAGGUUGAGGUUCCGCAAAAAUGAUACAUUCUUGCCUAAGGUUGUAAUUGUGGCAUAGUUGUGAUUUUUGUUGUUUUUAUAUUGUCUUUAUUAUAUUAUCUAUGUAUUGGAAUAUAUUAUCCAUGCCAAAAUCAUCAGUUUAUGCAUAGAUUUUUGUUCAUUUAUCAGUGCUCGGGGUAGGGAUAAAGUCCGUGUGCAUAAAGCUGUCACAUCAGAGGACAUACAACAUUAUACCAGCUGUGUCACCCUUAGUUGUUGGACUUGAUAAGUUAAAACACAUGUAACUGCAGAUAAGGUUUUGUUGAUUUAGCACUAUUUUGUUAGAUUUAGUGGUCGUCUAGUGUUGACUGAGGUUGAAUGUAUGAUUAAUGAAUCUACUGUAUGAUUAUUAAAAUAU